AUGAUUGAUCCAGAGCUUUCAGAUUUCUACGAGAACUUGUACGAUAGCCCAUUGACUGAGCCGAAGGACGAACAGGAUGUCAAGAAUAUCCUCGCUUGCAUUAGAGCCGGGCAUGGAGAUCUCGAUGAUGAAGAUGAUGAUCAACUACGAAAGGCGGGCUCGGAACUUUUCCGGAAGAAGAUCACUAUGAUGGCAACCAAGUCACGCAAGGUUUUGGCUCAGUUCACCAAGAUGAUCUCCAACCAGCUCUACGACUACCCUUUCAGAUUCUUUUAUGAGCUCCUCCAGAAUGCAGACGACGCCCGAUACUCUCGACAUGAUGAUAUACCCACCAUUAGUUUUACUGUCUCUCAAACAGAGCUCAUCGUCGACCUCAACGAAGACGGCUUCUCCUUGUCGGAUGUGUUGGCAAUCUGUAGCACUGGUGAAAGCUCCAAGACACUUGAUCAAAACUCCACUGGAGAAAAGGGGUUUGGCUUCAAAUCUGUCUUUGGAGUGGCAGACCAGGUGCACAUUACCUCUGGAGUGUGGUCUUUUCGCUUCAAGCAUCAACGGAACGAGGAAGGAAUCGGCAUGAUUCAGCCUUUAUGGGAACCUGGGGAGCAAUUGCCAGACAAUGUUCGCACCCGCUUUCGACUUCGACUUUCGUUCAGCGAGAAUGACGGACUGGAAACUCUUGGCGCCCAGUUGAGAUCUUUACACCCAAGUAUCGUCUUCGGUUUGCGCAAGAUAAAGAAGCUAUCCGUUCGCUUCGAGAAUGCUGAAGCUACGAACGGGAUGAUCUCUUUUGAGAAGUCUAUCGAUGCGGAGCAAAGUAUUAUGACGAUCGUUUCUCGAGAGGGUGCAAAAGCCACUGAGUACUUUUACCGAGUCCUCGCCAGCAAAGCAUCGAACAUGCCUCGCAACGCUGAGCGUUCCCAGACAACCUCUAAUGUCACAAUCGGUCUGCCAAUCUCGUCCCCAAAUGAUGGCUCCCCACUCCUCGAAUCAUCAGGUCAAUAUGUCUUUGCGUUUCUGCCUAUUAUGCAGAUAAAAGAGCUCCCUUUUUUGAUAAAUGCAGACUUCAUCCUGACUGGCAGUAGGCAGGCCAUUUCGGAUAACGCUUGGAACAAAGCGUUAAGGAACGAGAUUGCGGCCCUAUUCUGCACAUUUGCAGAAAGACUGGUUCUUGAAAGAAGUAACCUUUCUUAUGAGUGGCUUGCUUAUAUUCCGCUUCAAGCUAUGGUCGGAUUUUUCCAGCCUCUACUGGCUUUAGUACUGCAGAAACUGAGGGAGAACGAGCUGUUCUUUUCGGAGUUCGAAACCUUGCGCAAACCGAAACAACUUCGCAUAUUGACUCCCGAUUUUACUCAUCAGUCCGAGCCCCUCCUGCCAGGAACUGGGCUACCCUGGUGCUUUUUGUCAAAUACAUACAAAGUAGCAUAUUAUCCAGCGCUGCUUGAGGUUGGGAUUGCGAGGCUGAACUUCGAAGAGGCUUUGGACCUUAUUGAAGGUGACGUCGAAAGUCGUCACUCAAGUUUUCAUUCCCGAUCACUGGACGAUUCGUGGCAUGACACGUUUGCAUUAUUUAUCAAACAUGGGCUGGCCCUUAGCAAUAUAAGAUACAAGAAACGGAUCUACGACUUGCCUCUCAUUCCUGUCCGGGUUGGUGGGGCACUGGAAUGGCACCGGCCUGGAUCAGACAUUUUCCUCCCACACGCGGUUGACGAAGGCACUGGUUCUGAAUGUAUCCGUAUCCUGAUUCCCACGGACAUUGAACUUGUGGUCCUGCAACCGGACGCAGCUACUGCACCAAAACGACGUGAGGUAUACCUAACCCUAGGAGUUCGACAUGGCAGUUCUUUUGAGAUCUGCUCUGCUAUCACCAGGAAAAUGACAAAGUCAGGCACAAGGAAAAUGUUUGACAUACUGCGUUCGUCGGAACUUCUUUUUUGGUUUUCUAACCAGGACUUCAAUGUUAAAGACAAAGUCCAGGCCGCAACCUCUGGCGGCAUUUAUAGCACUUCAAAUCUGUUGUUUAUGCGUUCAAGUCAACCAUAUCAUGCAGAAUGUCUGGUAUGCCUCAAUGAGAAUCCAGACUAUGGCAGGCACUUUUUGAACGAAAUCUAUCAGUCUUCCCAGGUCGCAACCAGAUCACGUGGCGGCAAAACCUGGGAACAGUGGCUGGUUGAAGUUGCUGGUGUACGAUGGUAUCCACCUCUUCAGGACGUCUCAAACCGCGAGAAGCUACACUGGGUACUCGAGGUUGUUCAUGGCCGGGAUUCAAUCCUAUUCUUGUCUGUGAUCCAAGCUUAUUGGGCGAAAGAGUACAGCAGUUCGUGUCGGUUUAACUCUAAGCUGAACGAAGUGCUGCAAAAGUGCCAAGUGCUCUGCCAACAUGGCGGAACUGAACAGCUUUCAAAAUGCUGGUUUCCAAGUGAGACAAUUCUGUCUGUGGCGCGGAGAUAUGGCGUUGAAAAACAACUGCCGAUUCUAUCAUUGCCCGACGCUGCGCAGGAACAUCUGAUCUCCGACUGGCCAGCCUUAAGAGAUUUGGGUAUAUGUUACAGGCUUGAUUUGUGGUUCUAUCGCCAAGCGAUUUCACUGCUCUCUGCAACAAGACAGCGGCCGAAGAUCGACUCAGUGACAAUGGGAUGGCUCUACAAGAAUAUGGCUGAUCUGGUGACUUUGGAGGAUCGAAAGGCUAUUCAGGGCUCUUUCAAGAACAGCCCUCUCAUUUGGGACUCAAGUAGUAACCUCUGGCGAACCAUCGACCAGUGUGUGUGGGAAAGUCAAAUUGAACUCCAUCGGAGAUUUGUGAUAACUUCGGUAUAUGAUAAGAGCGUUGUUUCAGGCUUAUUUGAGACACAUCUCCAAGUCCCAAGUGUCUCAAUCGAAUGUUUGAUCGAGGAGCUUGAGUACCUCAGGGAUUCACGGGGCCCUGGGGUUGAUGCGGAGCUGCAAACUACGGUUAUGAAAGUGUACAAAUAUCUUGCCAAUAUGACUGUCACUGUGGAACAGAGGCAGGAUAUCAGGCGGUAUUUCAAGGAGAAGAAACUCAUACUUGAUCUUCGUAGCAAUGACUGGUUGCAAUCGACCUCUUGCGUCUGGCACUCUACCAUGGACGUCGGCAACCUUGUUCCAGUUGCCGCAACGUAUUCAGAGUUGCAAGACUUCUUUGUACGAGUCCUUGCGAUCGAGACCAUUACUCCAACGUUCAUGAUGAAACAGCUCGCCACAGCUGCUAAAAGUAAGACAAAGUCGGCCAACAAUAUCAAAAGGCUUAUGUUGGCUGUAUCAGAAUUGCUGGAUAUGAGCAGCAACGGUUCACAAUUCAGGCACAGCAUGGAAGUACUCGAUGAAUGCGCUUACUUGCCUUGUAGAUCAACCACCGGAGGUAUCGAAUUCCGCUCCAAGUCACAAUCGUUCUUCAUUGUUGACAAUGAAGCCUAUGCCAAUGAGUUCGGAGAUCAGCUGGUCAUGCUUGACUUCAACUAUGAACAAGUGAAUUCUAUACACAAGCUGAUUCGACUGCUUGGUCUAGACGACCAUUAUCUCGCACGACAUGUACAAUCGGAAACCUCGGCCCGCGUUUCGACACCGAGUGAUACCCUCACUGCUCAGUUUCAUGAAUGUGCCUAUCCUAUUUCAUGUUGCGCCAUAUCGCACCGGAGUGCGCUAUUCUCAAAUCAGAGCAGACUCCUGUAUGACGCUCUGGCAAAUACGACCAUUCACACCUCCUCCGAGAUGUUUACCUACCUCGUCGUCACGCAAGACGAGCAUCCAGUCAAGGUUCCCACUUCCAGACCUUCUCUGAUCUCAAAACAUGAACACAAUAAGCUUGAAAUCACCCUUCCGUCUGAAGAAAGAGCAACCAGGCAGUGCAUGCGCUCGCAACUCCCAGGCUAUAUCGCCACAGAGCUCCUUGACAUCUUUGACUCUAGGGCGGAGAAGCAAAUAUAUAGAAUCCUCAACGAGCUUGGGACUGGCACAGAUGACAUCCUCUUCGAGGAAGGAAUCUCGCGAGUGUCAUGGCUGCCAGAAACACGGCGUCCAGCACCUACCCCACCAGUUAUAGCUGUACCACCCCCAGACUUGGCCGAAGACGAAACAACCCUUCCCACUAGUCCUAUUCAAAUCCAAACAUACCAUCGGCAAGCCUAUCGAGCUCUUCCCGUAGAUAUCAGGCAUGAGGUCGAUGCGCCAGAUUACUGGAAGGUGAUCGAGCAUGUCCACAAACAAGCAUCGAAGAUUGGAGACAGACUUCACGGGCGCAGUUACGAGGCUGCAGACUUGAACGAUUUGGCCGCAGAUUUCGCUGGCCUUGUGCUUGACCACACCGUAUUCGACCCGGACGACUACCCCGACCUAUUUGGGAAUGAUGUGUGGCUCAGUAAAUUCAGAUUGGGCGCGGCGGGUGAGCUUUUUGUAUAUGAAGUGUUCAAAUACAUGCUGGGCGAUAACUUCGGACUGGAAAACUGGCAAAGCAACAUUCGAUACCUCGUACAAGCACAUGAAUCCUACCGACACGUCACUCGGCGGAGUGAACCAGAAACGGCCGAUAUUGUGUUUUGCGACCAUGACGCCGCUCUCGAAGUCCACUUAACAAUUUUACAGAACAUGUUGAUUGAUGAACUGCAGGAAUCUUUGCCUUGGACCUGCUUUUUGUCACCGAAUUCAUCGCAGACACGAGUGGAAUGGCUCUUCGAGGUCAAGACCACCCUUGGACCAUGUGAAACUGAGUUUUACAUGAGCCAGAAUCAAUAUAACCUGAUGAGAGAGCUUGGAACCCAAGAAAAUGGCGAGAGAAAAAGGGUCUACUGUAUAGUUCGGGUGUACAACUUGCUUAGCGAUAAGAUUGGGAUCAGACUCUACGUUGAUCCAUGGCGAUUCAGGGAGAGUCGACUGGAAUUCGGUACGACUGAAAAGUGGAAAGUGAAGCCCAUAGGUUGA
Messenger RNA from Exophiala oligosperma, 4932 nucleotides. RefSeq lists its product as uncharacterized. NCBI's taxonomy places the organism in Eukaryota, Fungi, Ascomycota, Eurotiomycetes, Chaetothyriales, Herpotrichiellaceae. The record is from RefSeq and is a predicted model, not a curated record. The transcript has 8 exons. Bases 1 to 4932 code for a protein of 1643 amino acids.